Molecule: messenger RNA, 1321 nt
Organism: Penicilliopsis zonata CBS 506.65
Lineage: Eukaryota; Fungi; Ascomycota; Eurotiomycetes; Eurotiales; Aspergillaceae
Exons: 4
Coding region: 1-1242 (413 amino acids)
Biological process (GO): unsaturated fatty acid biosynthetic process
Cellular component (GO): endoplasmic reticulum membrane
Molecular function (GO): stearoyl-CoA 9-desaturase activity; heme binding; iron ion binding
Source: RefSeq, a predicted model, not a curated record
AUGGCAGAAACAAAGCAUAUCAGCGAGCAGCCGAUUACUCUACACAACUGGUACAAACAUGUCGAAUGGAUCAACACGACGUUGAUCCUGAUUAUUCCUCUCCUGGGCUGCGUCGCUGCAUGCUAUACCCCUCUUCGACUGGCCACAGCUGCCUGGACAGUCCUCUACUAUUUCUGGACGGGAUUGGGGAUCACGGCGGGAUACCAUCGUCUCUGGGCUCAUCGGUGCUAUGAAGCGUCGCUUCCUCUGCGGAUCUUCCUGGCUUGUGUCGGGGGCGGUGCCGUGCAAGGCUCGAUCCGAUGGUGGAGUCGCGGCCACCGGGCGCAUCAUCGAUGGACGGACACUAUCAAGGACCCGUACAGCGUGCGCAAGGGAUUAUGGUACUCGCAUUUCAUGUGGAUGGUGUUGAAGCAGAACCCGAAGCACCGUGGGCGGACGGACGUCUCGGAUCUGGACGAGGACCCGGUUGUCGUCUGGCAGCAUCGCAACUACGGCCUGUUCAUCCUCAUGUUUGGUAUGAUCUUUCCCAUGCUGGUUGCCGGGCUGGGAUGGGGAGACUGGAAGGGUGGACUGGUAUAUGCGGGGAUCUUGCGCUUCGGAUUCGUUCAGCAGGCUACCUUUUGCGUCAACUCGUUGGCUCACUGGUUGGGAGAGCAGCCCUUUGAUGAUAGAAACUCCCCUCGAGACCAUGUCAUCACUGCCUUUGUCACCCUCGGCGAGGGCUACCACAAUUUCCACCACGAGUUUCCCUCCGACUACCGUAACGCAAUCGAAUGGUGGCAGUACGACCCGACGAAAUGGUCCAUCUGGGUGUGGAAACAGCUCGGUCUGGCCUAUAACCUGAAGCAGUUCCGGGCCAACGAGAUCGAAAAGGGCCGUCUGCAACAGCUGCAGAAGAAAGUCGACCAGAAACGCGCCCAGCUCGACUGGGGAAUACCCUUGGACCAGCUGCCCGUCGUGGCGUGGGACGAUUUCCUCGCCGAAACGCAGACCACCGGCAAGGCCCUGACCGUGAUUGCGGGCGUGAUCCACGACGUGACCGACUUCAUCAAGGAACAUCCCGGUGGCAAGGCCAUGAUCUCCUCCGCUAUCGGUAAGGACGCGACCGCCCUGUUCAACGGGGGCGUGUACACCCACUCCAAUGCAGCGCACAAUCUGCUGUCCACCAUGCGCGUCGGCGUCGUUCGGGGAGGAGGUGAGGUGGAGAUCUGGCGGGAGAGGGAGAAGCCGAUGAAACACUGAUUGAAUGAGUAUGAGUAGCCUUCAUUAGAGAAAUUGAUGAGUAUAGGUAUUUCAAAAUGGAAUAGAAUCAUUCACUGUC